CGAAAAAUGGAAUAUUCUCAUACCAUUUAUAUACACUCAUUUUAUGUAUGCUACGUGUUUUCUUCUGUAUGCCGCAUUAUUUGUGAACAUGAAAAUGAUUCUGAAGAUUUCUUUUGCAAUCAUUGCUCUCGUAUUCCUUUCAGGAUUGAUUUUAGUAAGUUGGAGUUUAUCGUUCUUUACGACAUUGAUGUACGACAGCUUCAUAAAUAUUGAAAAGAUUUCUUCUGUGGCUUUUCCUCUAGAGUUUAAGUUCAAGAUGGACGAUUUCAUGAAGAGAUUUGGAAAGAAUCCAAUUGGUAUAUCCAUUGGUGGAUUCUUUUAUAUCAAGAGAAAUUUUGUUAUCAGAGUAAUUAGCGGCUUAUACUCCAUAUUGUCUUCACUUGUGCAAAUUAGUGGAGUAUUGGAACGAGAAAAUAAGUGUCUUGUGCAGUACAGAAACAGCACAAGAUCCAGCACAUAAUGCAACUGUUACGUAUUAAAUUAAUGAUUUGAUUAAAAUAAGAAAAUUGCCAGAUUUCAUAUUCCUAUAGAUUAUUACGAGGCUUAUAAGGAUAAAAUUCAGGGGAGGACUCUGUUAAGA
Centruroides sculpturatus (bark scorpion) is the source of this 580-nucleotide messenger RNA. RefSeq lists its product as uncharacterized. Bases 44 to 460 code for a protein of 138 amino acids. NCBI's taxonomy places the organism in Eukaryota, Metazoa, Arthropoda, Arachnida, Scorpiones, Buthidae. The record is from RefSeq and is a predicted model, not a curated record. The transcript has 4 exons.